AUACACCGGAAAUGACGCACCAUCGCACAGAUUCUCCCAGGAAGUGAACUUCAGACUCCGUGCGAAACGUUUUGCUUCGCUUCAACUUCUCGCGCAACUAUUCUUCACUUCUACUCUUGAAUAUCAGCCCGUUUGUAAGUUCCUUUUGUAUGUUUGAUGCCUUUCACAGCAGAGAAAGUCUGAGGUGAAUAGUAGAAACGUUAUGUAAAGUUUACCGGAGAUAUAACGGUCCCUUCAAGCUCAAGCUUGGUUUGCUCCCAGCAAAGCAAACAAAUUUCUUACUAGUCCUUUAAAAAAGACUUAUUUUGGUGACGUGGAGAAUUCCAACAACACAGCAGAUUGGAUUUACUCUAUCCUGGGCCACAGAGUGCUAGGCUGUUGUCGGUGACUUCUGUUGUUUAGCCCGGGGCCACGCCAACUGUACCAGCCGGCGUGUGGUGAAGAGGACCCGCUGUCUUUGUUCUCGAUGUUCUCUGAAGACGGAUCCGGGCUCAUGCCGGCCAGAAGACUCCUUUUGAUUGGACUGGUGGCGGGAUUUGCGCUGUUUGUGUCCUUUGCCGUGUACGUGUACCAGGGAGAACUCACGACGCAGUUGUGGAAGCCUGCGCUGGAUGCUGCAUUAGAAAAAGUCCACUUGAGAAGGCUCUCCAACCAGAAUAGUAGCUCUACUUCAGAAGAUGAUUCCCCCCAUCCCAUGCCAUUUAAUGUCACUGAUCCUCUCAGCGGCUAUGUCAAUGUCAUUAAAGAUAGAGAGCCCUUGAAAAUGCAUUGCAAUGUCUGUGCCAUGGUAUCCAGUUCAGGACAGGUGCUGAAUCACGAAGCAGGGGCGGAAAUCGACAAAGCUGAGUGCGUCAUACGUAUGAACGAUGCUCCCGUUACGGGAUUCGAGAAGCACGUUGGAACGAGGACUACCAUUCGUGUAGCAUCGCACACUAGCUUCCAGUUUGUAAACAAGAAGAAAGCAGACCUCCUUGUAAAAAACAAGGGUUUAACGUUGGUAGCAUGGGGACCAGACCAUAGCAUGAAAACAGAUGGGAAGGGGAGGAUAUUCAAUGGUUUAUCCAAGUUAGCAAAGGAACUUGGGGACGAUAUCGAUGUGUACAUGCUGACUCCACAGAGGAUGGCGUAUGCUGACAAAGUGUUUGAGAAGGAAACAGGGAAACCAAGGCAGUCCUCCGGGUCGUUUCUCAGUACGGGAUGGUUCACCAUGAUCCUGGCUACAGAGAUGUGUGAUCAGAUCAAGGUCUACGGCAUGAUCAGUGAUGAGUACUGCAAAGCACCCAAUGCCAAGCCUGUUUUGUACCACUACUACGGUACCAGUAAGCUACAAGAGUGCCACAUGUACAGAGCUAUGGAGAAACAGAAGAAGGGGGGACAUCGCUUCAUCACGGAGAAGAAGGUCUUCGAAAGAUGGACAAAAAAACAUGAGAUCACAUUCCACUCCCCCACAUGGGAACCUAAAGUGUGAUUAAGGUAGCGCUUCAGCAAUUCAGUAAUUCUUAUCUCUAGAAAAAUGGCUUUUUAUUUACUUAAUGGUAGAUUUUGAUGGUCGAUAGGCACAAGGUGAAUUUUAGAUGCACAAUAUUGGAAUAUUUCACUCUAGUGCCAUUUAUUGACUUAUAGGCAGGUUUUCACUUGAUGUUAAACAGCCUAGAUUUGCAAUGAAUUUUAGAUCUAUUUUUCACAGGAAAAUGGCAAAAUCAAUGACAAUGUCUAAUAAUUAUGGUAAAUAUAAAAAUCUACAUGUUGUUUCUUCUUUUGAUAAAGAUUAUGUAAUGCUAAAAAUGUAGGAAUAACGAGCUUUUUUGUUAUGAAAUCUGUACCAAUGACUACCAGAAACCAACUUUACAAAUCAUGUUCUUUUAGUUUCUUAGAAUAUCAGGAACCAUGUACAAUGUAUUGUUCUAAUUAUUUCCAAGUUAUAGUGUAUAAAGUUUAAUAUGAGACCUGACAGCCAUAAAAAGUAUAUUGAUAGCAGUGAUAUUAGAGGUAUGUAUGUCUGAUUUUAGGUUGAUGAGUUUAAGUUAAAGAUGGAAAGAAUUCAUGUAGGUAUUUGCACCGUAUGUUAUCAGGUCCCACUAAUAAGCAAGCUUGAACAUGACUUGAUGAUGAAAACAACUAAUUUUAACAAUUAAGUCAAUUGUAACAAGCUUUCUCAUUUGCUGGAAUGUUCUUCAAGCACAAGAAAGUUUUAGAAUAGCUAAGUAAAUUUCACACAAGAAAUGCUCUUUAUUUGGCAAGAACAGAGAUAGAACAGAGGAAGUGCUGACCAAUAAUUAUAACCCUUUGGUGAUACAAGUUUCAUGUUGUUGCACUGAUCCCAGUUUUAAUGGUCGUUGACUAUCAGUUGAACUAACAGAUUUAGAAUGUUUUUAGCAUCUUUUUGCUUUAUUUUGGUAUCAGUUUGCAAUCUACUAUAAUUUGUUUCAGUUUUAGGGCUUUAGACUGUGUUGCUUUAUAGG
This is a messenger RNA of Branchiostoma floridae (Florida lancelet), 2462 nucleotides long. Its product is annotated as alpha-N-acetylgalactosaminide alpha-2,6-sialyltransferase 3-like. Bases 467 to 1468 code for a protein of 333 amino acids. NCBI's taxonomy places the organism in Eukaryota, Metazoa, Chordata, Leptocardii, Amphioxiformes, Branchiostomatidae. The record is from RefSeq and is a predicted model, not a curated record. The transcript has 5 exons. Gene Ontology annotation, biological process: ganglioside biosynthetic process. Gene Ontology annotation, molecular function: alpha-N-acetylgalactosaminide alpha-2,6-sialyltransferase activity.